AUUUAGAACUGUUAGUACCAACAAGUAGCUUAAAAGCUUAUUUAUUGAUGAACGAAUAUGGCAACAAAAGAAGAACCAACUUCAAACCCUGUUAAUCCGGGAAAGCCAGUUGAUGAUCCAUCCAAAGACAUUGUACCGGAAACUGCUGUAGUGACCAAAGUUACACAAAAGAAAAUUGGUCAUAGGCGUGUGGAUGCAUCAACUGGUCAAACAACAUAUAAAAAGACUCCAUCCUCUGCAUUAAGUGGAAGCAUACAGCUUGCCAUCAGUCAUACUGUGGCUGGGCUAAGUUCAAAACCAGAACGUGAUGUUUUAAUGCAAGAUUUCCAAGUUGUAGAAACCAUUGUAUUUCCCAGCGAAGGGUCAAACUUGACUCCUGCACAUCAUUUUGGAGAAUUCACGUUCAGGACGUACGCUCCUACUGCAUUCCGAUACUUUCGUGAUUUAUUUGGGAUUCGACCAGAUGAUUAUAUGCUUUCAAUAAGCCGAUUACCGCUCCGAGAAUUAUCGAAUCCCGGAGCAAGUGGUUCCCUCUUCUUCGUCACUCAUGAUGAUGAGUUUAUCAUCAAAACUGUCCAACACAAGGAAGCUGAGUUCCUUCAAAAGCUUCUUCCUGGUUAUUACAUGAAUCUCGUCCAAAAUCCUCGCACAUUGCUUCCAAAGUUUUACGGAUUAUAUAACGUUCAAUCUGGUGGAAAAAAUAUUCGAAUGGUUGUUAUGAACAAUUUAUUACCCAGUGUUAUUAAGAUGCAUCUUAAGUAUGAUCUGAAAGGGUCCACGUAUAAAAGAAAAGCAUCAAAACAUGAACGAGCCAAGAAAAACCCGACAUACAAAGACUUAGAUUUACUUCAAGAUAUUCCUGAUGGUUUAACAUUAGAACCCGACAUUCACAACGCACUUAUGAAAACUAUGCAACGAGAUUGCCUUGUGUUACAGUCUUUUAAAAUCAUGGACUAUAGUUUAUUACUUGCAAUACACAACUUAGAUGAGAUGGAAAAGGAAAUGGCAGCAAAGGGCACUGAAGUAGAUGUUGGCUACAGCAACAAAUUAAACCAAUUUAUUAAACUUGGAACUUUUGCAGCAGACCUUGAUUCGAAAUACACACACAGAAGAAAUAGUUCAUCAGAUUAUAAUUCAGAUGAUACACCGUCCACCUCAGUAGGUUACAGAGCAGCUCAAUCUGUCAUGGAUUCCACAAUGUUGAGAACAAAGUACAGUAAAGACCUUGAUCACUGGUCAGGGGGAAUUCCUGCGAAAAACGGCAAGGGUGAACGUCUUCUUGUUUUCUGUGGUGUAAUUGAUAUUUUACAAUGUUAUAAGUGGAAAAAGAAAAUGGAACACACUUGGAAAUCUAUGAUCGCAGAUGGUGAUUCUGUUUCUGUCCAUCGACCAAGUUUUUACUGUGAAAGAUUUCAAAAGUUUAUGGGCGACCAUGUUUUUAAAAAAAGUGUUGUAAAAAGUCAACCCAAGCGACAACGAGGUCAAAGUUCGCGGCGAACGCACACAACUCUGGUUGGUGGUGUUAGCAAUGCAGAAUCGUCCAAGGCUCUAACCCCCGCUGCCACCGAACCACUCACUAAACGACUUCAAAGUCGUCCAGAUUUGCUCCCAAACGAAUCUCCUCGUCCUUCAUCGGUUGAAAAAGAUGAUGAUCACGCACUCCCUCCUUUAUACAAAGUCUCUUCUACACCCGACCAUCAAGCUAAAGAAGCUACUGCCAUUGAAACAACGUUUGGUGCUUCUUCGCUCGAAAGUGUUCAUUCAAUUAAACGAUCUUCAAAAGAAAAGAAUUCCUCGUCACCGGGAUCAAGUAACCAGCAGCAGGAGGCGAUAGAGAGUGAUGUGAUCGACCACGGGCAGGUGGAACUGGUAUGGCCAAAAGCACGAAAUGUUUAUGAGACCAGCGUAUGAUCCAUUGAUUUACAAAGCAAAGAUAAGCCGGGCGGAACUGCGCUCAAUCAUUUGCAUCCCGAACCAUUGAUGCGUGCCGAGAGCGCGUCGGACGUUGACGAAGACACACCGUUAUAAUCGUGCAGCUAUUACCCAUCGUCACCACACGGCGUAUAUAUCAUCAUCGUGCUCAAACGUUUUACGAAAUGCAGUACAAAGGCGAGGGUUAAGUUAUGAUCGGUUUCUGUGAAACGAGCACUUGUACCGUUUAACUUAUUAUUGUAGUCUUCUAUCUAUUUAUGGUAUGGCAAUAGCGAAAAUCGUCGUCAUUUACACCAACAAUUGCUUAUUAUGUACGCGUUUCAUCACAAUUUAAUGUCGAUUCUAUGUCAUUUUCCUUCAUCACUCGUAUUACCGCAUAUGGUGUUGCUUUCUGGUGAUAUUGGGAUUACUUUCCUCUAUCAUAACUACGUUAACCAACCAACCUGUAUUAUUCGAUACUCCAAUAUCAAACACAGAUCGCCACAUCACUCAACCACAUGGGUGCCAUAUUUUCGAUUAAAAAUUUAAAAAAAAUCUGCUAGUCUGGGUCGCUUUGUUCGGCCACUUAAUAUAAUGUGCAAUAUCCACGGCUACUGGUAUAAUCGCCGACGUAGUUCGCCACUGUAGGCGUUCGAAGUGCUAGUGGGUAGUACGUCUUGAACCUUGUACUAAUACAUAUUGUACGCUUUUGCACCGAAUUGAGUAUUCUGUGUUUUUGUCCCAAGAAGCUGGAAAAAUCGGUUAUCAUGCACGCCAAGCUUGAAGGUUUAUACCGAUCGUGUGACGUCACGUAUUGGUCAUUCAGUUUUGUUAUAUUUUGCCAUCGCUCUGUGCUGUUUGUAAUGUUCGUCACGCAAUAAACACGUAACGAAUAAUA
This is a messenger RNA of Ciona intestinalis (vase tunicate), 2809 nucleotides long. Lineage: Eukaryota; Metazoa; Chordata; Ascidiacea; Phlebobranchia; Cionidae. The record is from RefSeq and is a predicted model, not a curated record.